AUGGUACACCCAUUUGCUGCGGCCAGCGGCCCAUCGUUUGCCACCCCGCGCAUGUCCUCGGCAUCGACGGUCCCAGCGGACUCGCUGGCCCUUGUCGACUAUGCGAGCUCGUCGUGGGGUGUGACUUCACUGUCAUCAACAUUCCACGAGUCCUCCCCGGCUUCAUCGUCUAGCACCCAUGUGCAGACACCACACGCGUCUUACCACUCUACCUUUGACUGGGGGGUCGCAGUGAGCCAGUACCCCACCCGAGAACAGAGGACAACGGUCGUUCUCAACUCGCCGUCAACGGUCAUCCCGGAUGAGUCGCCGGUUCUUCCACUGCACGACCUGCCAGCCUUUGCCAUGUACAACGACGAGUGCCGGGACGACCAGAAGCGUUUGCCGGAGAUGGCGGCGAGGCACAUGCGAAUGUCAUAUAGCUCGUCCAACCACCUGGCUAGUGCAGCUGCUAGCGCGCCAGCAGUGCACGCCCCGUCUGCCCUGCGUCGCGCUGCGUCGUCCACCAAGCGUGCAUCUGCUGCUGCUGCUGCGAUUGACCUCACUGGCCUGGCUGGCCGGCCGCCCAUCCCCACGCGCUCGCCAAAGCGUCGCCCGCCCCCGCUGCCCAUGACGGACAAAGCCACUGCUCCUUCAGACACGACGACCCAAACACCACCAGACGCGCCGCCGCUCCCAUCGCCCGUCCAGCAAGACGAGCUCGCAAGCAUGGCGGAAGCCGCCGCCGUCGCGCUCAGGAGAAGGACCCGCUCGGCGCCCUUUAAUCCUCAUCCUUUCGCAUACUCGGAUUCCAGCAGCAGCAGGUCGUCGUCACCUUCUUCCUCCAUCACUCUUCUUCUCGACACCCAUCGCCGCUCCCAGUCCGUCGGCGGCGAGAGCCACCCCUUGUCACGCAUCGCACCACCUCCUCGACGCCCACGCGCAGGCUCUGCGGUGUCAUCGCGCCCCUCCUCACGGGGAUCGUCCGUCAUGCUGCAGCCGCUCACCCCUCUGGCAUCGCUUCCUCCUCAACGUCGCGCCCCUCCACCUGCACCCAUCGCCCUCCCUGGCAAGCGCUCCUCCUCUCGUUCGACAUUCCUUACUCCCAAGGCGUCUCCUCCUCCCUUGCCAGGACCGCCCCCAAUGCGUCCUCUCCCACCACGUCCUUCUCCCAAGCGCGCCCCACCUCCCACUCGCGCGCCCCCUCCACCACCGCCAGAGUCCCCGAGCGACUCGCGUACCCCAUCCCCUCGCUCUCACUCUGGACCCGCUGUCAUUGCACAGCAGAGCCUGUCGCAGUCUAUCAAGAACAAGACACUCGCUGUCCACGAGCAACAACCUGUCGCGGGUCCUUCUACUAGCCAUCGUCCACCACAGAUGACGCCCGCCGAAGUGUACGUCGAGGCAAUUGCCGCCAUCCGCGCCGCCGAAUUCUGGGACUGGCCUAUUCCCCCACCCAUUUCCAUGCGCAACCGUCCUCGCCGUGUCUCGCCAGUCAAGGUACUCGAGUCCAAGCCUUCCCUCGCAACGCUGGCCAGCACGACCUCGUCAAGUGCACCCUCCCACUUCACUCUCGAUUCGGCGUCCGUUGCAUCCGGGUCGGAAUCCAGUCACGGCUUGACCGAAGUCGAAUUCUUGCCAGAGGCCCAGAUCGACUUUUCUGCUGCACCCCCGCAAGACUUUACAAAGGCACUCGGCUUCGUGGCGCCGUCUUCCCUGCUCGACUUCCCAUGGGACCUGAACCUCGAGAUUAACACUACUGCUGCCCCGGUUACCGAAACAACGUACUACACCCACGGACGACAGCACAGCGCAAGCACGGCUGGGUCGCUGUCCGACGAACUCCCACGGAGGACCAACUCCAGCGGACCUUCGUCUGAACAAGGCCCCCUCACGCCAGACGACGUGCCCGAGGAGCCAUUCUUCGACCGUCCACCACCUCUCCCUCCCAAGCAGCGCGCGCAGACGAUGCCGCCCGCGAAGCGCGUGUCGGUGCGCCCGGCAAAGUUUGGCGUGCCGUUCUAA
Molecule: messenger RNA, 2004 nt
Organism: Apiotrichum porosum
Lineage: Eukaryota; Fungi; Basidiomycota; Tremellomycetes; Trichosporonales; Trichosporonaceae
Exons: 3
Coding region: 1-2004 (667 amino acids)
Source: RefSeq, a predicted model, not a curated record